Tachysurus vachellii is the source of this 1945-nucleotide messenger RNA. RefSeq names its product G protein nucleolar 3 (gene gnl3). Gene Ontology annotation, cellular component: nucleolus. The record is from RefSeq and is a predicted model, not a curated record. Bases 105 to 1802 code for a protein of 565 amino acids. Gene Ontology annotation, molecular function: GTP binding. The transcript is spliced from 15 exons. NCBI's taxonomy places the organism in Eukaryota, Metazoa, Chordata, Actinopteri, Siluriformes, Bagridae.
UUGGAGUCAGCUAGCGCGAGCGUAAGCGGAAACGGAAACAAGCAGAACUAGUCAACUAAGCACGGAGAAUCCGCACGUGAGGAAAGCGCGUGGCAACGACAACCAUGAAACGACCAAAGUUAAAAAAGGCGAGUAAGCGCAUGUCCUGCGCCAAACGCUAUAAAAUCCAGAAAAAGGUUCGAGAGCAUCACAGAAAACUCAGAAAAGAGGGGAAGAAGACCGGAAUCAGGCGAAAGAUCAAGAAGGACAUUGGUGUCCCAAACAGCGCGCCGUUUAAAGAGGAAGUCCUCAGAGAAGCAGAGGAAAGAAAGCAAGAGCUUGAAGAGCUGAAGGAGAAGAACAGACUAGCGAAGCAGAAAGAGCGAGCAGAGAAAAAACUGAAGGGCAAAGAGGAAAAAAGUGAGGCCACGCCGGCAAAGAAACAGAGAGUGAAAAAGCAGGAGAAAGUAAAAGCACAGAGAGAAAAAAGGGCGGCUGUUGGCAAAGCAAAAAGCUCAAAGAAGUUCAGAUGCAGUGAAGUGAAUAAGGUUAUUGAAGCUUCUGAUGUGAUAUUGGAAGUCCUGGAUGCCAGGGACCCUAUGGGCUGCCGCUGUCCUCAGCUGGAGGAAGCCGUGUUAAGGCACGAGGGAAAGAAACGGCUGCUGUUUAUACUAAACAAGAUCGAUCUUGUGCCCAAAAACAUUCUGGAGAAAUGGGUUCAGUAUCUUCAAGCACAAUGCCCUACGUUUCUCUUCAAAUCAUCCGUACAACUCCAGGACAAGACUGUGCUUGAGAAGAAGAAGAGAGCUGCCAAUGAUCGCAUUGACUACAGCAGAGCAACAAUGUCCUUAGGCUCUGAUUCUCUCAUGCAGACACUCAACCUGUUGGCCAGCACCCAAGACACGGAGACUAUGCUCAUAGUCGGUGUCGUCGGUUUCCCGAAUGUUGGAAAGAGCAGCAUCAUCAACACUUUAAAAGGCAUCAGAGCAUGUAACGCUGGAGUAGAGCGAGGACUGACCAAGUGUAUGCAGGAAGUACAUGUCUCCAAAAAGGUGAAGAUGCUCGACAGCCCAGCCAUAGUGGCAGCUCCAUGUAACUCUGGUGACAAGCUGGCUCUGAGGAGCAUGCAGGCAGAUGAUAAAGAGGUGAAUCCUCUCGAAACUGUCAAGGCCUUGUUGAAACAGUGCGACCAGCAGCAGAUCAUGUUGCACUACAACGUCCCCAAGUACAAAAACUCGCUGGAUUUCUUGACCUUAUUCGCCAAGAAGCGUGGCUUGCUACAGAAAGGUUUGCUGCCCAAUACAGAGCAGGCUGCAACACUGUUUCUCAAGGACUGGACCGGAGCGAAACUGAACUACAGUACUACAGUACCAGAGACAGGACGCCUCCCUCCACACCUCACUAAAUCCAUGGUUACAGAAAUGCACACGGGUCUGGAGUUGGAUGCUAUAAAAUCACACACCAAACAGAUUAUUAAACGUUUGUGUGCUCCAAAACUGUUGACCACUAUAACGCUCAACUCGAAGGGCAUGACUGAUGGAAUUCUGAAUGUCGGUGAACUCCCAGAGGAAAAACACACACUGGAGGAGAAGGAAGAUGAUGAGGAUGAUGGGGAGGAGGAAGAGGACAUCUUGGUUGAGGAAACGGAAGAAAUGGAGGACAUUGAGGAGAUCGAGACUCCUGUAUCAAAGCAGACCCCAAGUCAGAAAACAUGUAAACAGAAGCAAGGAAACAAAAACACUGCUUCUGUCAACAUUGAUCUGUUGGCUGGGGAGAAGAAGGACGAUAACGACGCCUACGAUUUCAGCACAGACUUUGUAUAAGAUGUUAGCCAGUGUGUCGACUUGGUAUAUCUAUGACAGAGCUACAAUCCUUUGAAACAUCUGGCUGAAAACACAUCUGUCAGCCUGUCUGUACCAGUUGUAUAUAUGAUGGAUAAUUAAACUUUUAAUUUUCUCUACUUUAA